UUUCCAUACAUAGUCAUACACAGAGACCAGGCCCCCCCCCUCAUAUCCUCGGGGAACGAUAUCUGUCCUCGAUAUAAGAAGCCUUGAGCAUGCUGCAUCCUCGGACAUCUCCACUUCUGGCGCUCCUCCUCCUCGUCCUUCCAUACACACACAGCCGCUGCUACUUUCAGGCCAAAGCACUGUGCCGCCAUGCUGGGAAGAGCUACGGAUUGGGGGAAUCGUGGCUUGGCAAGGACUGUCAGCUCUGCACCUGUCUGCACCCCGUGGGAGUUGGAUGCUGUGAGAUAACACAGCACCCCAUUGACUUCCCAUCGUGGUGUGAAGCUCGCUAUGACCCUCAGACCUGUCACAUCUCUGUCGUUCAGAAGGCCAAUCCUAGUCUUCCAUGUGUGCACAGCGCAGACUACGAAUGGGGCUCAGCCGGGACCCCGGAACCCACUUCAGGGUCCAUCUAUCCCACCCACCUCGGCAGAUAGACUGUAACCUGUGAUCUCCGCCUUUCCAUGACUACCAGACCACUGUGAGCGCUCUACCAGCUUCCUAUUUACGAUUCCGGGGUAGCCCUGUAUAUCCAUUACAAUGCGGCUGGCUCCCUGCAGCUUCCAUCAGUGCCAUGCGGUCAGCUAUGUGCCAGCCAGACCCCGGCAUCCCCCCCAGGACUAUGAUAACGUGUUUAUGUUCUAAUACUGUGUAUGACCACUUAGCACCCAAUAAACCACUCUGCUCAA
Messenger RNA from Rana temporaria (common frog), 728 nucleotides. RefSeq names its product microseminoprotein, prostate associated (gene MSMP). Bases 90 to 476 code for a protein of 128 amino acids. Lineage: Eukaryota; Metazoa; Chordata; Amphibia; Anura; Ranidae. The transcript is spliced from 3 exons. The record is from RefSeq and is a predicted model, not a curated record.